AUGGGGGAGUCGAAGGAAGACCUGGCCUGCUGCCUCCAGUGGGGGGCAGAAGGUUACCCAGAGAGGAGGAGGAGGAGGAGCAGCAGCAGCGGGGCGACCAGUGAGAGGAAAAGGACCCCGCUGGUGCGAUGGCUAAGUCUUCAGGCCCUCUUCCCCGGGCCGGCGGUGAGGAUGAUGUGUGAGAAACACCAAGAGCCUCGCAAAGUCUUCUGCAAGGAGGAUCGUGCCCUCCUCUGCCUGGUCUGUGACAAAUCCAGGCAGCACAGAACUCACACGGUGCUUCCCGUGGAGGAGGCAGCCCAGGAAUACAAGAAUGAAAUCCAUGUGUGCCUACAGACUCUGAAAACAGAAAGACAGGCUGCCGAAAACUGUAAAGUGACGCUACAGAAAUGUACUGCAAAGUAUUUGGAAGAGAUAAAGAUUGAAAGACAGAAAAUUUUACGGGAGUUCCAGAAACUCCACCUGUUUCUUGUGAAGCAGGAGAGUCUUCUCCUGGCUCAGCUGGGAGAACUAGAGAAGGAGGUGGAGGAGGCACAGAAGGAAAAUGAUGCCAGACUCCGUCACACUGUCUCCCGUCUUGGUGACUUUAUUGGGGAUUUGGAGGAGGAUUGCCGGCGGCCUGCCAGUGAAUUUCUGCAGGAUAUCAACAAAUCCUUAAGCCGGUGUGAAAAGGGGACCUGCUGUCAGCGCUUGGAGAGGUUCCCUAAUCUGGAGAAGCUCAACACAGUCUCUCAGAAAACUAUGGCUCUAAUGGAAAGCAUACAGAAAUUCAAAGAAACACUGACCGUUGAGCUGAAGAAAGAAAGAAUACCUUGGCUAACUACUGUGGGGCGUGGAAGAGCAGACCAGCCACAAAUCCUUUGGCCGGUGAUGUGUAGAGAUGUACGAGGAACCAGCACAAAAGUGAAUGUGACUCUGGAUCCAUGGACAGCCAACCCCAGGCUCAUCAUCUCCCUGGAUCGAAAGACAGUGAGGCACGGAAAACAGUUGCGGGCCCUGCCUGACAACCCAGAGAGAUUCGACUCCGAGCCUUUUGUGUUGGGCUGUGAGGGAUUCUCCUCAGGGAAACACUGCUGGGUUGUCAGCGUAGAGGCAGGGCAGAGCUGGGCAGUUGGCAUUGCCAGGGAGUCGGUGAAGAGGAAAGGCUACAUGAGCCUCAGCCCUGAGCAAGGCAUCUGGGCCGUGGAGCAGUGCUGGGGUCAGUUCCAAGCACUGACCUCCCAUUGGACUCCCCUGUCCCCGUGCAGGAAACCCAGGAGGAUCCAGGUGUCUCUAGACUACGAGAGAGGUCAGGUGGCAUUCUCUGAUGCUGAUCUAGAUGUUCCAAUCUUUGCUUUCCCUCCCGUCUCCUUCAGGCAAGAGAAAAUCUACCCUUGGCUCUGGGCAGGGCCGGGAUCUCAGCUUUGCUUGUGACUCAAAAGGCUGCUUCUGCGUGAACAAUGUGGGGGUGUUCCUCUAUUCUUCACCACCCUGAUAGAGGAACACAUUCCCCCCCUGCCAAAAUAUCUAGAGGCCUAAUGUUUAUGCAAACAACAGGACGACUGGCUACUCCAAACCAGACUUUUUGUGGAAGCAGCUCCCUGAGACAACACAUUUAUACUAAAUAAUUUGAACCAAUUUCCUGUGACUCCUUCCUCCCUUUUCGUUUCUUCCUACUUUCAGUUAUGCCCUGGAAAUCUCAGAAAAUGCACAGCAAGUUAUUUGCUUCAACCGAAUCAACUUCUGCCUGUACAUAAUUGCUUUUGAA
Gekko japonicus is the source of this 1747-nucleotide messenger RNA. RefSeq names its product tripartite motif-containing protein 7-like. The transcript has 7 exons. The record is from RefSeq and is a predicted model, not a curated record. The coding region runs from base 1 to 1413 and encodes 470 amino acids. Gene Ontology annotation, molecular function: protein binding; zinc ion binding. Lineage: Eukaryota; Metazoa; Chordata; Lepidosauria; Squamata; Gekkonidae.